Neoarius graeffei (lesser salmon catfish) is the source of this 3030-nucleotide messenger RNA. RefSeq names its product transient receptor potential cation channel subfamily M member 2-like. The transcript has 20 exons. The coding region runs from base 1 to 3030 and encodes 1009 amino acids. NCBI's taxonomy places the organism in Eukaryota, Metazoa, Chordata, Actinopteri, Siluriformes, Ariidae. Gene Ontology annotation, biological process: calcium ion transmembrane transport. The record is from RefSeq and is a predicted model, not a curated record. Gene Ontology annotation, molecular function: ligand-gated calcium channel activity.
AUGAUUGACAAUGGUGGUCAUGUAAAAGGAGAUGAGUUCAGAGUGGAGUGCUCCCACCUGAAUGUGAACAGAAAAGGUGCAAGUGGUGACAAGACCAUCACCUAUUGGUCCUCCAUCGAUGGUUCUGAUGCUGAAUGGACUCUGCAGAGGGGUUGUGGGCAGGUUGAACUUCUGGAUAAUCAUGCUAUUGAUGAAGUUCCCCUCUGCCCCAAGUCGACAAAAGCAAACAAAAUGUGUGUGGAGGAUACCAAGUUUAACAACACAGAAUUCUGCAGGUGGCACGAGGGCAUUGGUCUCGAGAAGAAGCCGUUCCAGCUGGGGAAACCUUUACAAUUUGGUGGCCAAAUCCAAUCAGAACUACCCAGAAGAGAGAGUAAAGUACAUCUCAGUAAUGUUGAAAAGCUGCAGUUAGGAAAAAUAGAACUUGACACCCUGAUGGCACAAAUACACAAGCAGUACUCGUUGUCCAACUGGAUUAAAAAAAACAUCAAGAAAAAAGAGUGCUGCUUCUAUGUAGAAGAUGGCAGAGAGGGGAUCUGUAUGUGUGGCUAUCCAAAGAACCAACACAAAGAUGAAGCCAUCAAGCUGAAUGACUACACAGGGCAGCAGUAUGACAAACAUAGGCACAUCAAAGAGGUUCCUACUGAUGCUUCUGGAUACAUGAGCUUUACAGGACUUCGACAGAAAACAUGCAGGUAUGUCCGUGUAUCUUCUGAUACGCCUGUUGAGAAGCUGUACCAACUGAUGACCGAGCAUUGGAAGCUCCAGCCCCCUAACUUGUUAAUAUCAGUGAUAGGAGGAGGUAGAAAUUUCUAUAUGAACAAUGACCUGAAGAACAAGUUCCGUAGAGGACUAAUUAAAGUGGCCAAAACCACAGGUGCAUGGAUCCUGACUGGGGGAACACACACAGGUGUGGUGAAACAUGUUGGGAGAUCAGAACAGGACUAUAAUCUAAGCAGUGUUGCUGUAGAGGGGCAGAUUGUGGCUAUUGGAAUGGUCACGUGGGGGGUCAUUCACAACCGCCAGGCUCUGGUUCACCGAGACGGUAGCUUUCCUGCUCAUUACUGCCUGGAUGAACAAGGUGAGGGCCACUUAUCCUGCCUGGAUGUUAAUCACUCUCACUUCCUGCUGGUGGAUGAUGGAACAUCUGGCAAAUAUGGGGCUGAGAUUCAACUUCGUGAGCAACUGGAGAAACUGAUCUCAGAAAAACCGCUAGGAAACCCAGAGAGUGAACUGAAGAUUCCAGUUGGUUAUGUGGUACUAGAUGGUGGAGCUGGAACCCUAAAUACAAUCUACAGCUCCAUGAUGAAUGGCACUCCAUGCAUUGUUCUGGAAGGUUCUGGGCACUUGGCUGAUGUCAUCGCCAACGUGGCUGGCCUACCUUUGUCCAAAGUCACAAUAGAGCUCAUCCAACAACUGAUCAUCAAGUUUUUUGCAAAAGAAUAUGAGACCUUUUCUGAUUUGAAGAUCAUUGAGUGGACCAAAAAGAUUCAAGACAUUAUCCAGUUCCCACAGCUGCUGACAGUGUUACGCAUUGAUGAGGAAAAAGACAAUGAUGUGGAUGUAGCUAUUCUCCAAGCUUUUCUAAAAGCCCCCCUGUGCAGUGAUAGUAUGAACAGAGAGAGACAGCUGGAGCUGACUGUGGUCUGGAACCGAGUCGACAUUGCACAGAGUGAGAUCUUCACUGAAGAAAGUAAAUGGAAGUCCAGUGAUCUGCACAAAGCCAUGUUCUCCUCCCUGGUGGACCAUAAGGCUGAGAUUGUACGUCUGCUGCUGGAGAAUGGGCUAUGCUUCAUCCAGUUCCUCAAACAAAAAGAUACACUGUCUGAUCUGUAUAAUCAUUGUCCCAGCUGUCUGUUUUUGCACAAAGUGGCCAAGCAAGCUAUGGGCAGCAAGAUUACCCUGGACCAUGUGGCUACUGAAGUGCAGCACCUGCUGGGCAGUUUCACUCAACCGCUCUACCCCACGGGAGAGUCACCCUCUCAAAAUAGAGCUAAAAGUUGCCAAAUAGGGAUGCCCAUUGACAACAAGGGUUUUACAAAAGACCAGUCUCAAGAGCCGACGUGGUCAGAGGAGGAGAUGGUCCCAGACACAAUGUCUCAGGCAGAUAGAGAUCUGUUCCUUUGGAGUGUGCUUCAGAAUCAGAAAGAUUUGGCACAAAUCACUUGGGAACAGUGCAAUGAUUGUAUUGCUGCUGCUCUGGCUGCCAGUAAAAUUCUGAAGAAGCUUGCUCAGGAAGCAGGAGAUAAUGGGGAAGAUGCUGAAUCGAUGAGAGAGCUUGCUGAUCACUAUGAGAAACAAGCCAUUGGUAUGUUCAGUGAGUGCCAUCGCCAUGACAAGCAGCGAGCACAGAAACUGCUGACCCGUGUGUCUCCAUCAUGGGGUAAAACAACCAGUCUGUGUCUCGCUCUUGAAGCCCAUGACAAGACUUUCAUAGCUCACUCAGGGGUUCAGGCUUUUCUAACUCAGAUCUGGUGUGGGGAGUUAGCAGUGGAAAACUCACUCUGGAAGUUGCUGCUCUGCAUGUUUUUCUUUCCUCUUGUCUACACCGACUUUCUGGUCUAUAGAGACCAGUCUGGCACAAGUUCUCAAAGUUCACAAAGCAACUGGAUGAAAUUGGUGGGUCUAUACACCUGUCCUCAGGUCAAGUUCUACUGGAACAUCCUGUCCUACUUUGGCUUCCUGUUUCUUUUUGCUCUGGUGUUGAUGAUGGACUUCCAGCCUAUGCCAUCUUGGAAGGAAUUGCUCAUGUAUGUCUGGCUCAUGUCACUCAUGUUGGAGGAGAUCAGACAGGUCUAUAAGGGUUAUGUAGAUGACAGUCGGAACACUGAUAAUGCCUGGGUGGAAAGCACUGUUAUAACAGUUCACCUCGAUGAUGAGUGGAAUCUGAUCAUGCGAGGUGGUGAUGGUGAGUCUCUCAGCAGCACUGAGAAGCUUCAGUGGCACAAGGUGAGCAGCCAAAUACAAAUGCAUCCAUACCAACGAGAAGCUCUCUGUGCCACGGCCCAAAAACACAACAUAAAGUUCUAA